Messenger RNA from Tigriopus californicus, 2305 nucleotides. RefSeq names its product polypeptide N-acetylgalactosaminyltransferase 1-like. The transcript has 4 exons. Gene Ontology annotation, cellular component: Golgi apparatus. The record is from RefSeq and is a predicted model, not a curated record. The coding region runs from base 179 to 2227 and encodes 682 amino acids. NCBI's taxonomy places the organism in Eukaryota, Metazoa, Arthropoda, Copepoda, Harpacticoida, Harpacticidae.
AAUGGUUGAAGUUUCUCUGAAAUCACAACAUAGGCUCAUCAAAUGAUGUGCCGUGCUGCAGUUCCUCAUUGUAAGGUGCUUUCAGACUGAAUGUCGAACUGGAGGGAUCUCAAAUAUCUCAAACAUGAAAAUGAACAGUGUCUAAGAUUUGCGAUUCAUUAAAUCGGUCCCUUGAACCAUGUUGAAUCGGUUCAUACUCCGAGUGAAACAUUCUGGCCACCAUCGAGCCAAGCUGACAUUUUUUGUCUUCUCUUGGUUUCUGCUCUUUUGCUUCUGGAAUACCAAAGAACCGGGGAUUUUUCAAGCCCACCAGAAGAGCCCCCGAUUCGGACAAAUCUAUGGGUUUUCAAAGGUGCAUCAAAUCAUAUCUCGGUGGCACGAGCAAGAUCUCGUCCACUCUCCAUUGCUGACGCCCAAGAACGAUCCCAAGUGGUCUGGAUAUUCGGAUGAGUAUCUAUUUGAAUUCGAGGAUCCGCCGGAAGUCAUUUCUCGACCGGAGAGCCCUGGAGAUCUGGGCAAGGCCGUUCUCAUUCCUCGUGAAUUGAAAUGGAAGGCUGCCGAGAUGAAAAGUCUACAUCAAUUGAAUUUAGUGGCUAGUGACAUGAUUCCCUUCGAUCGGGCUUUGAGGGAUCUUCGGAACCCACUUUGCAAAACUGUGACAUAUCCCCAUAAACUUCCCCAAGCUAGUGUAAUUGUAAUUUUUCAUAAUGAAGCCAGGUCCACCUUGCUUAGGACCGUUCAUUCUGUGAUAAAUCGAUCUCCGAGAUCAUUGCUCAAGGAGGUCAUCCUUGUCGAUGAUAAUUCCGACCUAGAGAAUUUGCUGAAGCCUUUGGAUGAGUAUGUGUCUUCGCUACCCGUGAAAACCUUCGUCGUUCGAACACCAAAACGCGAAGGCCUGAUUCGAGCUCGGCUUUUGGGUGCCAAGGCCGCUCAAGGAUCGGUAAUGGUCUUUUUGGACGCUCACGUUGAAGUCACAACUGGCUGGUUAACUCCACUUUUGGCGGAAAUCGCCGACGAUCGGACACGGGUGGUCAUGCCCGUGAUUGACGAUAUAAGCGAUGAUACGUUUCAAUAUGAACCCUUGGACGACGAUGGUAGUAUUGGAGGACUGGAUUGGAGGCUUUUGCAUUUCUGGCUCGAGCCUAGACCCAUGUACCCUGAUCAAGUCCAAAGUGAUGCUUUCCCAACUCCAACCAUGAUUGGAUGUGCUUUCGCUAUUGAUCGCGACUAUUUCUACGCCAGUGGCUCCUACGAUAGUCAAAUGAAGAUUUGGGGAGGCGAGAACGUGGAAAUGUCAGUGAGGGUUUGGCGAUGUGGGGGUUCAUUGUUGAAAGUUCCGUGUUCCCAUAUUGGCCAUGUUUACCGCACAACUACUCCCCACAGUGUUCCCGGCGGUCUGACGGCCAAAAUGGACAUUGCCGUUCUCAAUACGGCCAGAUUCGCUGAAGUGUGGUUGGACAACUAUAAGCGAUUCUAUUACUUCGAGAACCCACACGCCAAAAGCAUUGACUUUGGAGACGUCUCGGAGCGCAAGAAACUCGUUCGGGACUUGCAAUGCCAUAGCUUUGAUUGGUUCCUGGAACAUGUAUAUCCAGAGUCCGGAUUUCCCAGAGGAGAGCUCUACUUGGGACAAGUGAGUCGAUUCAACAUCUUACGCUACAAUGGUAUUUGCUUGAUGAAUUCCGAUAUAUUUUUGGUUGUCCAGGUCAAGCAUCCUAAGAGUGAUUUAUGCCUCGAUGGAAUGAGUACUUAUGGAUCACCAGGGAUGAGACAAUGUCAUGGAUUGGGAGGAUACCAGACCAUCCUAAUAAGUGCUAAUAAGGAAUUACGGAGUGGAACAAGAUGUUUGCAAUCUGGCAAGAAAAUUGAUCACGGAUUCGCCAAUGUGACCUUGGUAACUUGCAAUGGUUCCCAACAACAAAAGUGGGACCUUAAGCCUCUAAAAGACAGUCAUGCAAUUGCACAUCAAUUGAUGCACUCAACCAGUGGCCUUUGCUUAGCCUUUGAGGCUCCGUCAACAGUUCCUGACGGAGCCAAGAGUUCAAUCUUGGGAUACUUGGCCAAUCUUGCUCAAGAUGUUAUCAAACCAGUUCAAGUCCCCAUUCUCAGGACCUGUGAAGGAGAUCCCGAUGAAGAAUCUACUCAAAGAUGGUUUUUGAACAAAAGCGUCAAUUGGAAUACAACUUUAGAGGAGAACAGUUAUAUGAAAGAUGCUAUGACACCCUAAACAAUGUGAUACUGUCGGGUUUAUUUUGUGUACCAAGAAUUUAAAACCUAAACAGUGCGUUUAUUGAUUGUCUCAUGA